Linepithema humile (Argentine ant) is the source of this 1683-nucleotide messenger RNA. It is a transcript of the gene S6KL, whose product is annotated as S6 Kinase Like. Gene Ontology annotation, biological process: protein phosphorylation. The record is from RefSeq and is a predicted model, not a curated record. Lineage: Eukaryota; Metazoa; Arthropoda; Insecta; Hymenoptera; Formicidae. Gene Ontology annotation, molecular function: ATP binding; protein serine/threonine kinase activity.
UUCAAAUUGUGCGCACUUGCUUCGUGUAUUAGAAUAUACGUUGUAUCUUUCUUUUGCGAUAAAAUAUUACAAUGAGAUUAUAAACGUCCUAUAGAAGCAGGAUGACGUUUCGAAAAGCGCUGCUUUCGAAUUAUCACUCAUUCGUCGUUUGAGAGAAUCGACAAUUGGACUACUGUUGUUUGGAUGGGCAAUUCUAACACGAAGAGAAGCUAUCAUAAUUACGAAAAGUAUGAUAGUCAGUAUAGCCUCAGUGAUUUACUCGGUGGAAGCUGCAUCACAGCAGCACAAGCUUCUAAUGAUGAACGAAGAUCAUGGUCUCGUGCUUCUCACAGAAGUUGGACCAGAGAUGCUGGACAGGAUGCUCACGUAUCAUCAUUUGGAUCUUCCAAAACAGUAUGGCCAGUUCCCCGUUUUCAGUCAAUGUUCCUACCAGAGUUUCCAGUCAAACAGAUACCCUUGAAGACGGGAUAUGUUUUCUUGGAUGUAAUAGCUAAAGGUGCUUAUGGAAAAGUGUACAAAGUACAAAAACAAGAGACUGGUCAAGUUUAUGCACUUAAAGUCAUUAGUAAAGCUAUGAUAGUAGCAGAAAAUGCUAUUAGACAAGCUAAAGAGGAGGUAGCAAUACAGAGAAUGGUUGGACAUCAUCCUUUCGUAGUGAGCUCUGUCCACAGAUGGCAAGGCAGAAAGACUUUGUAUAUAUUGAUGGACUACAUUUCUGGAGGAGAAUUACUUUCACUAGUCGAUGAAUAUGGCUGUUUACCUGAAGAGGUAGUUAGAAUAUAUGUGGCUGAAAUUGCGUUAGCCAUAGAUUUCCUGCACAAUGCUGGCAUAGUACAUAGAGAUCUAAAAACAACAAACGUUCUACUUGACGAAAAUGGCCAUGCUAUAAUUAUUGAUUUUGGUUUAGCCAAAUGGCUGCAACGCACUGAAAGAACGAAUACAUUAUGUGGAACACCCCAAUACAUGGCUCCUGAAAUAUUAAGAAAAGAAUACUAUGGACAGGAGGUCGAUUGGUGGUCGCUCGGCGUCUUAAUGUGCUUCUUACUUACAAAUGAGUAUCCGUCCACUGUCUCGUCAGAUGCUUUGCCCGAUCAGAAUGUGAAUAUCGCGGAUUCACCAGGAACCUUACCAGCGAACGUGAAUAUUUCACCUGCAGCGAGCGAUCUUCUGAAGCGACUCUUACAACCGGAGCCUCGUCUAAGACUUCGAACUCUCCUGAGUCUUCAAAGGAUCGCUUUUUACAUGGGCUACGAUCUUCAAAGCUAUAUGCAGAAAAAGGAAUCGCCAUUCCGGAUUCUAGGAGUAAAAAAUCGUCGAGAAUUACAACAACAAAGAAUGGAGAGUUUGAAAUAUGAAUUUUCAAAUUUUGAAUCAUUUCCUGGCGAUAGUACAACACGGACCAGUCAUCAAUGAUCUCAUAUGCAUUAGUGUGCAUCAUUCUCUAAUCUCAUAUAUAUAUGCUUUGAUAUGAAAUACGCAAUAAAAUUAUUUUUUCAAUAUUUGCAGCAUAUUUUUAUAUAAACAUUGAUUGAAUAUUUUGAGCGAGGCAUUUUAUAGUUUAAUGAAUCUCAAAUAGAAUUUUUCCAGAUGUGACUUAGUGCAAUUUGGUUAGUACAUUAAAUUUUUUAGAUAAUAAUAUUAUAUGAUGGAAUUAAUGCUAAAUAAAAAAUUUUUUUAUUUCUA